This is a messenger RNA of Tetrahymena thermophila SB210, 1242 nucleotides long. RefSeq names its product dioxygenase domain protein. The record is from RefSeq and is a predicted model, not a curated record. Lineage: Eukaryota; Ciliophora; Oligohymenophorea; Hymenostomatida; Tetrahymenidae. The transcript has a single exon.
AUGUAAAUUUAAAAGCGUUUGUACGUCAUUAUACUUAAAUAUAUUUAAAUUAAUUUGACAAAUUAAAACUCUACAAUCAAAAUUUAAAAAGUAAAAUACCUAAACAUGAUUCACAUUUUUAGAAGAAAUCAAUAAGCACUCAUUUAUUUGAAUAAAUAGAUUUCAAAGUUCUCUACUACCACUAAAACAAUAUCUAAAGACCCUGUUGUAUUUGAUUACUCUGAAAUUAGCAAUAAAAAUCUUGAUCUUAGUGAUAGAAUUAAAGAAGCAUAUGGCCCUCAAGGAGUAGGCUUAUGUCUUGUGAAAAACGUCCCAAAUUAUACUAAACUCAGAAGAGAUCUCUUACCUCUAGCUUACUAGUUGGCAACUUUACCUUAGAAUAAACUCUAAAAAUUAAUAAAGCCUGAGUAUUUUCACUGUGUCGGAUGGAGCCAUGGAGUAGAACAAUUCAAUGGUAAGUAUGACGUUUCAAAAGGUAGCUUCUAUGGCUUCCCUCUCGAUGAUAGACCAGUUAAAGAUCUUACCCCAUAACAAAAAGAACAAGGAGGUUUUAUUGUUGAAAAUGUUUGGCCUAAGGAAGAUCUCCCAUAAUUAGAAGGAGCUUUUAAGUCUUUUGGAACCUUAAUGAUCAGUACUGGAACUUUAUUGGCUUAUCAUAUUGAUAAAUAUGUAAAUGCUGUAGACUCGUCUUAUAAAAUUGGAACUUUAGAAAACGUAAUUGGUAAGGGCAAUGGACAUUUAGCUAGGCUUCUUCAUUACUUCCCCUCAAAUGAUGCAAAAACUGUGUCUGAUGACUGGUGUGGAUGGCAUAAUGAUCAUGGCGCUUUAACAGGUUUGGCAUCUGCUCUUUACAUAGAUAAAGAUGGUAAAGUCUUAGAUAACUUUUUUGAUGUAGAAGGAGGCCUCUAUGCAAAAAAUAGAUUUGCUGAGUAGUAGAGACUUAAAAUUCCUCAAGACUAUCUAGCUUUCUAAAUUGGAGAAACAGCUUAAAUAUUAUCCGGAGGUAUAGUAGAAGCAACUCCCCAUUGUGUAGUAAGAGGACCAAAGACCAUAGGAACUGGUAUCUCCAGAAAUACUUAUGCUUGCUUUAUGUAGCCAAAUUGGGACUAUGUUUUAACUCCUCCAAUGAAAAACAAAAUCUAAAUUAAGGCUGCCUAUGGAGUUCCACCCCUUGAUAAGCGAUGGAGCGAAGGCUUAAAUUUUGCUUAGUUUGGUCUCAAUACAUUAAAAGCAUAUUCUUGA